Molecule: messenger RNA, 420 nt
Organism: Pelobates cultripes (western spadefoot toad)
Lineage: Eukaryota; Metazoa; Chordata; Amphibia; Anura; Pelobatidae
Source: the annotation of a GenBank genome assembly
AUGGGCAAACACUCCUGUAAAUCUCGGGCCUCGAGCGAGAGCCAUACCCGGGAUUUUAGCUUUUUGCUCACCCAGACAUCCAGGCCUAAAAUGGCAGAUCGAAUGGCAGAGACUCCACGCGGUUCCACAUCGGCCUCCGAGGAGGAAGAUCCAGAACCGGAGGAGAUUCAGCCACACACUCGAAGUGGCAGAGUGGUUCCCCAGCGGCAGCCCGACCCGCAACUGGCCACAAAAACAUAUAUAACCGCAAUGGUGACGGAGAUUAAGGCCUGCAUAGCCUCUGAAAUGGCGGUCCUGAAAACAGACCUCAGCACUCUAGCAGGCAGUAUACAAUCCACAAAGGAAAAUGUCCGUGGCCUCGGAGUCAAACAGGACAUCACUACAGCCCAGCUGCAGGGGGUAACCCUCACGUAUGCAUAG